AUGCCGCCAACACCAGAUCAGCUGUACGCCAUCUCCGUCACGGAGCGGGUCUGCUCGGUCGUCUCUCUCCUCGGGACAGGUAUCGUUGUCGUCUCUUUUCUGUACUCCAGCGCAUUCCGCAAGCCGAUCAAUCGCCUCGUGUUCUACGCCUGCUGGGGAAAUGUUAUGGCCAACAUCGCGACGGUCGUCUCUCAAUCAGGGAUCCGUGCGGGAUUGUCGUCUCCUCUAUGCCAGUUUCAAGGUUUCUUAAUCCAGUGGUUCAUGCCCGCCGAUGCACUAUGGACCCUCGCGAUGGCCUGUAACGUCUAUCUCACCUUCUUCCGUAAAUACAACUCCGAUCAGCUGCGAAAGCAAGAAUGGAAAUACCUUUUGUUCUGCUACGGACUGCCGUUUAUCCCGGCUUUUGUCUACUUCUUUGUCCGGAGCAGGUCCCGCGGCCGGGUCUACGGUUCCGCCGUGCUGUGGUGCUGGAUCUCGCCGUCGUGGGACUACUUGCGUCUCGCGGUCUUCUACGGUCCCGUCUGGUUCGUCAUCUUCCUGACUUUGGGCAUCUACGCGCGCACGGGGCGGGUGAUCUACCGAAAGCGACGCGAGCUGGAACAACUGGGGACCAUCGAAUCGAAUAUCGACAUCGAGAAUAUCAGCAUCGAAAAUGUCGACCUCGAGACUCCGCUCGCGCAGACCGUCUCCAAGGUCACCCGUGUCCACAUUACGAGCGAGUUGUCGAAUGACUGCGAAGCGUCCGGGUCGAACAGAGAUUCCUCGCUUCCAACGACGACGCCGACGAACAUCCGGCCUCCGUACGACCCGUACUCGAUCACAAUAGAAGGUGGCGCGAGGAUAGAGCGGAAUGGUAGUGUUGGGUACGAGACUGCCAGAUACGACGAACAGCAGUGGCUGGCACAGCGGCGCGCCUUGGGACCAGACGCUAGUCAAGCGGCGUGGGUGUACACCAAAUACGCGAUGCUGUUUUUCAUCGCUCUGAUCAUUACCUGGGUUCCGUCGACCAUCAACCGCGUAUAUGCUCUUGCAUUUCCGGACGCGUUCAACUUCCCCCUCAACUACAUCGCGAGUUUUGUCCUUCCGCUGCAGGGUUUCUGGAACAGCAUUAUCUACGUGUCAAUAUCGUGGCCGGCGUUUAAGGCAACGUUUGAAGAAUGGAAGAUGGGGAGGAGGCAGUGCCAUGCGCAUUCGUGGUACAACGCUGGGAAUCCGGUGGUGUCCAAACGGCCCUGUUAUGCAAGUGGUGCUCGUCAACAGUUUCGUUCAUUUUAG
Molecule: messenger RNA, 1275 nt
Organism: Aspergillus terreus NIH2624
Lineage: Eukaryota; Fungi; Ascomycota; Eurotiomycetes; Eurotiales; Aspergillaceae
Product: putative cAMP receptor-like protein
Exons: 4
Coding region: 1-1275 (424 amino acids)
Biological process (GO): cell surface receptor signaling pathway; adenylate cyclase-activating G protein-coupled receptor signaling pathway
Cellular component (GO): plasma membrane
Molecular function (GO): G protein-coupled receptor activity
Source: RefSeq, a predicted model, not a curated record